Neltuma alba is the source of this 964-nucleotide messenger RNA. RefSeq names its product cytochrome c-type biogenesis CcmH-like mitochondrial protein. The coding region runs from base 277 to 747 and encodes 156 amino acids. NCBI's taxonomy places the organism in Eukaryota, Viridiplantae, Streptophyta, Magnoliopsida, Fabales, Fabaceae. The record is from RefSeq and is a predicted model, not a curated record. The transcript has 5 exons.
CCGCAGCUCCCGUAAGGACGUAGCCACUUCCUCAUUCGCAAGCUUGUAUGAUUUUGGACUGAAGUUCCAAUGCACAAUCUGAGUUCAAGCAUAGCAUCCUUUGUGGUGGAACCACGCUAGUUGAUCAAACCUUCUCCGAUAUCUCUCUUAGCUUUCUGCACUACAGUGUGGUAAUUUCAUGAUCACAAGGUGUUCGAGGGAAUGCGUAGAUGGGAAUUAUGUGUAGGCUGUCUUUAGCAAGAUAACAUAAAUAAUAGUGUUUCGCUGCCUUUGGUGAUGGGGAGUGAGGUGGAUGCAGUAAAGGAGGCCCGGAUAGUUGAUGCCCGGGCAAGAAACAUCAGUCAUAACGUGAGGUGCACAGAAUGUGGGAGUCAGUCCAUUGAAGAUUCUCAAGCAGACAUUGCAAUUCUACUUAGAAAGUUAAUUCGCGAUGAGAUUCGUAGUGGGAAGACAGACAAGGAGAUAUACAAAAAGCUUGAGGAAGAAUAUGGGGAAACUGUACUCUAUGAACCAAAAUUUGAUCUGCAGACUGCAGCUUUAUGGCUAUGUCCUAUCCUAGUUGCAGGUGCAGCAGCUGGAGUAUGGGCUUACAACAAGCACAGAAAGAAGACAAAUGUUCAUAUCAUGGCUUUGAACCUUAUCAGAGGCGUUCCAUUGACCCCAAAAGAAAAGCAAACCAUGCUUGAUCUCCUUACACCACCUCCAUCUCAGAAUUCAAGAACUCCCUUCUGGUGGAGGAGAUGGUGAGGUUAAUGAUCUUAUUCGCUAUCGGCUUUCGUGACUUGGAUUGAUCCCUGCAUCACUAUGAAGUUAAGUUUUAGUUAGAGACUCGUAUAAAAUAAUGACUACUUUGAAGAAUUUUAGAAAUCAUAAUUUCUCUCAGGGUCGGAUACUAUCAGUGUAGUUUUGUAAAGUUAAAGCUAAUAUAUACUGUUCUGAUCUUUCACGUAAGAGCUACUUAAUU